AGACUCAGCUGGAUCUAAAUGGCCGUGGGUUUACUUUACAACUCUCGUUGUUGUUGGAUCAUUUUUUGUGGUCAAUCUUGUGUUGGGAGUUCUUAGUGGAGAGUUUACUCGGCAGAGGCAGAAGGCGAUUGCUCGUGGAGCAUUUAAGAAACUCCGGGAGCAGCGUUGCAUUGAUGCUGAUAUGAAGUGUUAUCUUCAGUGGAUUGUACAAGGAGAAGGCAGCAGGAAAAAGAGAACAAUUGGUCGAACAUCGUUUGUAGAAAUGGGAAGCAAAAUCAGUGAAGAUGUAGACGAUUGUCUGUCUGAUGACAUCAAUGUGGAGCACAUUGAUGAUUCACAAUAUGGAUUUCAUUCGCUCUUGUUUCAACACAUCACAAACACUUGGAACCGGUUGAGAGAGACUAAUACUUCAUGUCAGGAGAUGGUACAAAGGGUUGUCAAGUCUUCGUGUUUCUAUUGGACGGUCAUCGUCUUCGUCCUUCUCAAUACAGUGUGUCUAGCUGUCGAACAUCAUGGGCAACCUGUCUGGAUGGACGACAUGCUUAAUAUUAGCAAUGUGUUGUUUGUUGUUCUCUUUACGUUUGAAAUGCUGGCCAAGUUGUAUGGUUGUGGAGUGAGUGGAUACUUCAUGUCGAGGUUCAAUCGCUUUGAUUUUGUGGUUGUUCUUGCAAGUAUCAUUGAAACAGCAAUCCACUUGUCCGUCCAUGCACCACCAGUUGGCAUCAGUGUUCUACGUUGUGUUCGCCUUCUUCGCAUCUUCAAAUUAGUUCCAAAAUAUUGGCUGGCUUUGAAUAAUUUUGUUGCGGCUCUACUCAACAGCAUCAAAUCUAUUCUCAGCCUGCUUUUCUUGUUGUUUUUGUUUAUUCUAAUAUUUGCUUUGCUGGGAAUGCAGCUAUUUGGUGGAAGGUUCAACUUUGAUUAUGGGACUCCAAGACCAAACUUUGAUAGCUUUGUUUCUGCAUUGACAGCAGUAUUUCAGAUUCUAACUGGUGAAGACUGGAACGAAGCAAUGUACGUAGGGAUCCAAUCUUACGGCGGCAUUGGAGACCUAGGCGCUUUGGCUUCACUCUACUUCAUCAUUCUCGUGUUGUUCGGCAACUACAUUUUAUUGAACGUUUUCUUGGCAAUUGCCGUUGAUAAUUUGGCUGAUGCACAAAUGCUCACCGACGAGCAACAAGAGCAACUGCGUCAGAGCAAGAAACGACGUAAAGAGGCACAAAAACGAAUGAGAGAUCAAUGCAAGAUGGUCGAGGAUGAAGCAAGCAAUAAAGCAAAGACUGUGAGUGGUGGCAAUGCUUUGGCGUCAGAGGGAGCAAUGUUGAACACGUGCUCCCUGGUGAGUCUCAACACUGCGAAUGCAUCUGGUGGGUUUCUGCAGACCGAAUCUGGUCUGACAGCUGGAGACUCGGAAAUUGAACGUCGGAAACCAACUGUUGCCAAGAUGCUCUCCUACAUGAGAUCUAGACACUUAAUGUCUACCAAUGAAGACGGGCCAAAACAGCGUUUAGUCCCAGAGAACACGUCACUAUUUGUAUUCAAGUUGCAGAAUCCUUUUCGACGGUUUUGUCAUUGGGUUAUCACUUUGAAAUACUUCGACACCUUCAGUCUGAUUCUCAUUGGUUUGAGCUGCAUAGCACUGGCAGCAGAAGACCCACUAAAAAACGUCGAAAACUCUAUAAGAAAUCAGGUGUUGAUGUGGUUGGAUUAUUGCUUUACGGUCAUAUUUGCAACAGAAAUGAUGAUGAAAGUGGUGUCAUAUGGGUUUGUGUUUCAUAAGCGGGCAUAUCUUCGUUAUCCGUUGAAUAUUCUGGAUUUCUGUGUUGUGUGCAUCUCGUUUGCUACUAUUUUGUUGAGAUACGUAACAGCUGGAAUUGACCUAAGCAUCGUAAAAACUCUCAGAAUUCUUCGCGUACUACGUCCCCUUCGAGCAAUAAACAGAGCUCAAGGCCUCAAGAAUGUUGUGCAGUGUCUUAUUGUAUCAAUAAAGACAAUGGGCAAGAUUGUUUUGGUGAUGUUGUUGCUGAUGUUCAUGUUCUCUGUUGUCGGAGUUCAGCUGUUCAAAGGAAGGUUUUUCUAUUGCACAGAUGCACUACGGACUACUGAAGCAACAUGCAAAGGUCGUUACUUCACGUAUCCUCGUGGCGAUCUCAGCACACUGAUGCUUGCAACUCGAGAGUGGAAGCAGCAGGACUUUCACUUUGAUAACAUUUUUGCUGCCGCUGGGACUCUCUUCACAGUGUCAACGUUUGAAGGAUGGCCACUUGUUUUGUAUUGGGCUAUUGACUCAACAGAGAAAGAUCGAGGCCCAGAGAGAGGAAGCCGACCUGCUGUUGCUCUCUUCUUUAUCGUUUUCAUUGUUGUCGUUGCUUUCUUUAUGGUCAAUAUUUUUGUGGGGUUUGUGAUUGUUACUUUCCAACGAGAAGAAGCUCUAACGACCGGCGAGUUGGAUAACAAUCAGAAAGCGUGUGUUGAGUUUGCUCUGACAGCUCGGCCUCAGAAACUCAAUUUGCCAACAAAUCCUAAACAAUUCGCUCUCUGGCAGCUGGUAACGUCCGACUAUUUUGAGUACACUAUUCUAGUUCUAAUAUCUCUCAACACAAUCACAAUGGGAAUGAAAUAUUACGGCGAGCCGGAAACGUAUGCAUCUGUGAUUGAGUACAUAAACAUGGUGUUCACAUGUAUCUACACCGUUGAGUGCAUUCUCAAGCUCAUCGCUUUAUCACCAAAGAAUUAUUUUCAAAAAAUUUGGAAUGUGUUUGACUUUGUCAUUGUGGUGGGCAGUCUGUUGGAUGUUGCACUGCAGUAUAGCUUGGGAGAUGAUUAUGAUAGUGUGAGGUUGAAUUUCUUGCGGAUAUUUCGAGCGCUUCGCUUGGUCAAAGUGUUACAUCAUCAGAAUGGAAUUCGAACACUUUUGUGGAUGUUGUUUAAGUCGUUUCAGACUCUGCCAUGGGUGGUGCUUCUAAUUGCUUUGCUGUUCUAUAUCUAUGCAGUUAUAGGGAUGCAGUUAUUUGGCCGAAUUCGUUUAGAUCCAAACACGGCCAUAUUUCGACACAACAAUUUUCAAACAUUUUUUCAAGCGUUAAUGGUUCUCUUCAGGUCAGCAACCGGUGAGAAUUGGCAGAAAAUAAUGAUCAGCUGCUCUGCAAGCGAAGACGUAAAGUGUGCUCCAGAAUCCGACUCGCACAAAGAGUGUGGUUCGUGGUUGUCAUAUUUCUACUUCAUGUCAUUCGUCUCUGUUAUUUCUUACCUUGUGAUCAAUUUAUUUUUGGCUGUCAUUAUGGAUAACUUUGAUUACUUGACAAGAGAUCGGUCGAUCUUGGGGCCGCAUCAUCUUGAUGAAUUUGUACAGGCUUGGGCGCGGUUUGAUCCUGAGGGAAGAGGUGUGCUGCAACAUAGUCAAGUUGUCUCCUUACUUCAAAGUCUUGAACCUCCAUUAGGCUUCGGGAAGUGCUGUCCAUACAGAUUGGCAUGCAGGAGGAUGAUUAGUAUGAACAUGGCACUGAAGGAUGACAACACCGUCAUGUUUAAUGCCACGUUGUUUGCUGUUGUACGAACAGCACUCAACAUUAAGAUGGCAGCAGGAAACAACAGAAUAAAAGCCAACUCCAGACUUCGUCUAAUAAUUAAAAAGUUUUGGCCAGGCACAUGUGAAGACAUGCUGAAUAAUGUGUUGCCACUUGAUGAUACAGAAAAGUUAUCAACAGUCGGUAAGAUAUAUGCAGUCUCUCUCAUUCAGAAUUACUUCAAACGAUUUAAAGAGGGAAGACUUGAACGACAACAGAAACAAAAAGCAUCAGCUAAUUUGAUACAAUCUGGAUUGAGACGAGUGCACAGUUUUGGACCAGAACUGAGACGAACAAUUUCGGGCAAAUUAUUUGAUUCUGACGAAGAAAGGAAACGAUUGGAGUCUGCAGAAUGCUUUAAAGUUGAAAAGAGUGUUAGCAAAGAAACACUUGAGGAGAAUGACCGUGGCUACUCAUUGGAUCAGGAAUUGUCACAUGUGAGUCCUUCCAGAAUCAAUGUAUCAGCUCAGUAUCAUAUUCGGAAAAGAAUCAGAGCUGUGGGUGGGUCCGAUGUAGAUAUGGACACGGCACUAGCUACAUCAGUCUUUUCUCCUGCUUCCAGCUUCUGUUCUAAUUCUCCUCCAGAGCCAACAGUCAAAAUAUCAGUGAUAGCAGCUGAUUCUACGUCUUCAUCUUUGUCUAUUGACUCUCCAGAACUAGAAAUCAAAGAGGAAGAGACAAACAAAGACGAGCAUGAAACAAUGAAUGAAGACGAGUACCAAACAUUACACAACAGUUCUCCACAAAAGAACACAGACACUCCAACUGAACGAAGUCAGAGAUGCCUGAGUCAUCAAGUAGCAAUUGGAAAAUGGGACGGAGAUAAUGCUGAGGAUGAAACAGAGGUGUGUGCAAUGAAUACUGUGCCUCGAGACGAAACCAAAGACAAACUUCAUUGUGGCUCAAACCAUUAUGUUAGCAUUGUGGAGAAGAUCCUGAUCGAGGAAGGAUGUGGUAAUAUCUUAAAUCGUAGUGAGGUGGAAGCCGUGGAGCAAGAACUUGCUGAAUCAUGUGACCUUACCAGUAAUGAGUUGGAGGAGAUCCUACAAGAAGCAGAAGCAGAGAAUCGCUCCAUGUUUGGUUCUCCUCUAUAUCAAUCAGCCAGUGUCCACGGCAUGCAUAUUUAUCCACCGGAUGCCAACCUACCACCAUCCAUGCAGUCCUCAUUACUAUCAGUGGAUGAGAGUGAACAUGACAAAUGCGGCGAGGCUGAUGAUGUUGCUGUGAAAAAUGAACGGUAUCCAAGCCUACUACCAUCCCUCACUCUUUCCGCCUCAUCGUCCUCAGCUGCUUCAUCCUACUCAUCAAGAUCUUCAUCCAUUAACUAUGAUUUAUCAUCAGAGAAGCUUCGGAACCACCUAGAUUCUGUUGUAUAUCGGAGGACUCUUUGGAGAGAAACACCAGUUUAGAUGAACCAGACAGGACACAUAGUUGCCUGUAGAUGUGUGUUAUGUGUUGGUCCAUAGUAUUUAAAGGCAAUAAAAAAUUACAAUAUAAUUGUAUAUCUGUUCCUCUUUUCUCCCAAC
Messenger RNA from Corticium candelabrum, 5089 nucleotides. Its product is annotated as muscle calcium channel subunit alpha-1-like. NCBI's taxonomy places the organism in Eukaryota, Metazoa, Porifera, Homoscleromorpha, Homosclerophorida, Plakinidae. Gene Ontology annotation, biological process: calcium ion import across plasma membrane. Gene Ontology annotation, cellular component: voltage-gated calcium channel complex; membrane. Bases 182 to 4972 code for a protein of 1596 amino acids. Gene Ontology annotation, molecular function: high voltage-gated calcium channel activity. The record is from RefSeq and is a predicted model, not a curated record. The transcript is spliced from 35 exons.